AGUCCCUUGUUUCCUUGCAGAAAACCAGUAUCAUCUCCGAUCAAAUUUAGAAAUUUAGGGUUUUGUUUCUUCCCCAAAUCUUUACCAUAAAAAGCCCCAGAUUCAGUUUCUGUUCGGUGCGGCUUAUUGAUUCUCUAAAGAUUUCUUUUUUGGGUUUUGAGAUUUAAGAUUAUUGGAAGAGUUUGGAGUUUUUUAGUAAUGGAAUUGGGUUCGUUCACUUUAUACCAUAGUCCGUCACUGAAGUUGGACCAUGUUAGUGUGAAUGAAGAAGAAGAAGAAGAAGAAGAAGAUUUAGUGUUAGGGUUUGUGAGUUACACACACGGAUUGGGGAGGAAAAGGGUUGAAUCUUUGCCUCUUGAUCCUUCGACCAAUGUUCCGUUAUUGAAAAGGCAACGCGGUGAGAGAAUGAUGAUGAUGAUUUCUGACGAGUACAAUGAAAAAUCUGCCAUCGAAUCUCUUCCACAGGAUGUUCUUAUUAGGAUCAUUUGUGGUGUGAAGCAUGAUGAUUUGAAGCAGCUGUUUAAUGUCUCUAAAUCAAUCAGAGAAGCUACUGUGAUUGCAAAGAAGAUGCAUUUUGCUUAUAGCACUCCGACAAAGCUGAAGGCUUUCAGGACAUCACUCGAUCUUGAAUUAGACGACAUCGAGGCUCCUAACGCACCUACGCAAUGGCGGUCUCACAGGUCGAUCAACAAGAAGAAACUGUCUGAUAUCACGGUUGCAUUGUUUGUGUAAAUAGCUUUAUCUGCUUGUAGGGUCAAUAGGUGAGAUUCUUGGACAAGCCAUUGAAAUCUUCAAAGGUUUCGUUGAAGAUUUGAGACUUUGUAGCUUGUUUUGUGUAUGUACAUGAGGAAGAAGAAGAACA
Hibiscus syriacus is the source of this 862-nucleotide messenger RNA. RefSeq names its product F-box protein SKIP27-like. NCBI's taxonomy places the organism in Eukaryota, Viridiplantae, Streptophyta, Magnoliopsida, Malvales, Malvaceae. The transcript has 4 exons. The record is from RefSeq and is a predicted model, not a curated record. The coding region runs from base 199 to 732 and encodes 177 amino acids.